CCUAUACCCCGAGCGGCGGCCAUGCGUGGAAGCUUUUAUUCCUCGUCGCCGCGAAUCGCAGGAAUAAUAAUGCAGAACGACCAAGGGAUUCGAGAGAGAGUAUGAGAAGCGAGAGUGGGCCUACUAAUAACGUCUUCGCUCCUGAUUCGAAACAUUGCCGGCUCAGAUGAGAAACGUGGAAGUAAACUAAGGACGUUGUUUAGACAACAUUGUAAACUCGUACAAAAGGAAGGGAUAGCCAGGAGAUACUUUAUUCUCUUGCAGAUGACAGAACCGACCAUGCAUCUUCGACCUCUCAGGGAAAAAUUCAUGCACCGGAAAGAACGAUUUGUUUUGUUACUUAUGCUUAUAGGCCCUUUAUUGCUCUUGUACAGUUUCUGUUCUACUGCUUACAGUGACAAAGCGGGAAGAUACACCCGUCUUCCUUUAGGGCUCCCCCGAUCUCCUUCAAGACAACUGGCCACUCGCAAACUCUCCUCGAUGGAAAACGGCGAUGUUAUUGUGUACUCCGCCAUCGUCAUACCAUCACGAACACAACGAUCGAAUAUGGAUGUUAUAGUGACCACUUUGCGGACCUCGGAACAGGCUCUGACGUGUUGCUUCGUGACUUACAAACUCAAACUGCUCUCAAUCCAAGCUCAGGCUCACUUCAGUUAUUACUCACAGACAGAUGUACACAUUGGAGGGUACCUCAAUAAAGGGGGUUAUUUUGCCCUCCAGUACAAAUGCACUGUGCCAUUAACAGACGAUUAUGUCAUGUAUUUGACGAUGACACCUCAAAAAUGCCCCGAGAGUUUGGACGAGGGAAUAGAAAUUUCAUAUGUUCCAGAAGCUAAAAACAGAGUAGCUCUGUGCACAACACUUACCGACAAAUACGAACCAACCCCUUCAGAAAUGGUUAGCUGGUUGGAGAUUCAGAUUCAGUUGGGAGUGGAUAAAAUUUUUAUAUAUGACUUACUCGGAUCUAAAAAUUUGUCUAAAGUGUUCGACUUUUACCAAAGGCGAGGGGUUCUGGAGCUACAGCGGUUUACUUUGCCAAAACAUGAGGCGAGCGAAGGUGGAGCAAAUCGGCCGUUGGAAGACAUGCAGGCAGAAUCUGUCCCUGUGCUGGACUGUCGUCAGAGGGCGGCUGGAUUCACUUACGUGUUGUGUCUUGGUUUGGAUAAAGCCCUGGCUCCAAUGUCCUCGGUGACCUUGAACGGAUUCUUCCAGGAACUGCUGAAAGAAAACCCAGAUUCGGCCGGUUUCUACAUAGACGUUGACUGGAGCUUAACGAACCCCAUCGAGGGUGAGACAUCUCGUCUACGAUGGAUAGCAGACAAACCUUACUGGGAAGCUACCAUGUUCAUGUUUCUUCCUGAUCGAGUGCACACUCCAAAUCUCAGUUCUAUGCAACCUCAGCUAAACUAUUCCACGUACAAGUUGUUGCCAGAGAAGGCAAAACUGCGCCACUGUCCAAGUGCCGACUGGGACACCUGUUUCCCAGAACCUAAAAUCAAGAACCGAUACAGGACUCUCAACCAUCAAAUUCGAACAGUUCUUUCGACGCUGGGCAUCAACAGAUGAACAUAAAGACAUGGCGUUUAUUUAGUGUUUCAACAGCUGUUUCUAAUACAAUAAUAUGUGAAACGUGAGCUGAGGGAUCGUUUGAGAAACUGCAUGCAGCUUUUUCUCCAUGUCUGUGAUGAACAUACGGGUAAAUCAGCUAUACUCUUUAAACGUCUGUGACCUGCGAUGUAUAGAAUUUAUUGAGAAAGGUGUAUUCGGUGAGGCGUUCAAAAACUUCCUGAAAGGAAUACACGGGAAUCUUAUCUGAAGCGCCCACAGACAAAUAACAAUGUGAAUCAAAUUUCAUUGCACGUUUUAUAAAUCGGCGAUUUAUUAAAUACAAAGAGCCUGAAGUCUCUACGAAUGGCAUACUAUUGAGCGUAACAUACACCAAAAAGAAUGAUUGACGUUGGAGACUUUGGGAAAGCUAUUGUAUUGUAAAUUUAGCAUUGCUUUCAGUCAAUUCAGACAUUAAAUUUCUAACGGAAUUUAAAAUGGAUUUGAAUUGAGUGGUAUGAAUGAGAAAAAUGCAUAUGAAUGAACGGAAAAAAAUGUCAUAUUUAAAAAAAAAAAGAACAUGCUCACGUU
Aplysia californica (California sea hare) is the source of this 2136-nucleotide messenger RNA. RefSeq lists its product as uncharacterized. Lineage: Eukaryota; Metazoa; Mollusca; Gastropoda; Aplysiida; Aplysiidae. The record is from RefSeq and is a predicted model, not a curated record. Bases 265 to 1566 code for a protein of 433 amino acids. The transcript is spliced from 4 exons.